Colletotrichum karsti is the source of this 2127-nucleotide messenger RNA. Its product is annotated as six-hairpin glycosidase. The record is from RefSeq and is a predicted model, not a curated record. NCBI's taxonomy places the organism in Eukaryota, Fungi, Ascomycota, Sordariomycetes, Glomerellales, Glomerellaceae. The transcript has a single exon. Bases 1 to 2127 code for a protein of 708 amino acids.
AUGAAAAUCACGACCCUCCCCCUCCUCGCGGUCUUCGCUGCCGCCGCCGACCUCGCCAGCCAAGGUUUCCGCAUCAACAUCAACGACAAGACCGGCGCCAUCGACAAAAUCACCGACCCCCGCUCGAGAAACGCCAUGAACUGGGUGAGCACCGGCUCCAACGCGCCCUGGAUACCGACCGGAAGCCGCUGGGGUCUCGGCUACGCAGACCUAGGCCAGGACUCGCUUCACCGCAGCUUCUGGAACUUCCCCCAAAUCUCGAAGCGCGACGACGCCGUCGAGGCCGUCUACACCACCGGAUCCCUCGAACUCGCUGUCAACAGACGCAUAGACGAUAAGGACGGCUCCUUUACCGAGACGUACACAUUCAAGAACAAAGGCGCCGAGGCUUUGAACCUCGCGAGCCGCGGAACAACGGCGUUGGCCAUCUACGCCCCUUUCAACGAUCACUACACGAAUACGACCGAUUGCAUCGAGGCGCGCUCGCACGCGCAUAUCUGGGCGCAUGGAGGGAGCUCGUCGUGGGUUAAGCUGGAUCAGAUGGGUGGGAAGUAUCGCAACCUCGGCCUCGUGCUGACGAAGGGCUCACUGGCUGGGUAUAGUGUCGAGUCGCGCGACGCGGUGACGUUAUCCAAUACGAGAGGCGUCUUCCUGCUCCAUCCUUCUAUACCGACCCUCCAGCCUGGCGAAGAGAGUGUGGUUGAGUGGACGUGGUUCUGGCAUACCGACUGGGAAGACUUUUUCAAGCAGAGCGCGGCUCGAUCGAAGCAGUUCGUGAGGGUCGAGACCGAUUACUUCACCUUCGUCACUGGGGAGACGGGCACCUUACGCCUCUCUGGCGCAUCGAUCAACUCCGAUACGAAGGUCAACGGCCAAACCAUCACCUGCGACGACGACGCGUGCCGAUACAACUUCACAGCCGGCCGAACAACCAGAACAACCCUCACCAUCUCCACCGACGCAGGGCGCAACUCGACCGUUUUCCUCAACACCGUCCCCGCGACCUCCGACCUCCUCUCCGCCCGGACGAAAUUCAUCGUCGAGAACCAGCAGGACGCGACGUCGAACACGCCCGCAGAGGGCGCCUACCGCGUCUUCGACAACCAGGCCAACGUUAUCGCGACGUGGGACACCUCGACCGACCGCAACCCCGGCCGCGAGCGCGUGGGUAUGGGUAUCCUCAUGGCGCGCUGGCUGAAGAAGAAUCCCGAGAACGAGGAGGUGCGCGAGUCGCUGGAGAAGUAUUACACCUUCGUGUCAACCAAGCUGCAAGAGGAGAACGGCUUUGUAAGGGAUAGGCCGAUUGGGAUGGAUGGUAGUAAGAAGCGGUUGUAUAACUGGCCCUGGGUUCUGCAGUUCCACAUCACCGUCGCUGCUCUUGAUCUCAACCUCACGGGUGCCGUCGCGGAGAAGACGCCGAUGGAGAGGUUUAUGAUGACGCUGGAGAAUUUUUACGCUGAAGGCGGCGACGGGCUAUACGCUAUUGGUCUCCCCAUCCUCGAAGGUCUGCGAGCACUCGAGAAACACGGCAACGAAGAGUGGCUGGUACGGGCCCGAGAACUCUUCAUCGCCCACGGAGAGAAGAUCGCGGAGAGGGGCCUGGACUACCCCGAAUUCGAGGUCAACUUCGAGCAAUCCAUCGUCGCGCCCGCGGCCGUGAUGCUGCUCGAGCUCUGGCGGUACACGGGCGAAGAGAAGUGGCUGGACGCCGGCAAGCUGCACCUCGACACGCUGCUCCGAUUCGCGGGUAAGCAGCCGGAUUAUCGGCUUCACGAUGUCUCCAUCCGGCACUGGGACGGGUAUUGGUUUGGCAAGGACCGGAUGUGGGGGGAUACGUUUCCUCACCACUGGAGCACGCUUAACACCAUUGCUCUUCAUCACUAUGGAAAAGGCCUGCAGGAGAAGAAUGAGACGGACGGGGAGAGUUGGAUGAGGACUGCUGAUGGGAUCAUUCGGAAUAAUCUGGCGCUGUUUGAGGUGAAUGGUCGAGCUUCUUGCGCGUACAUCUACCCGACCUCUGUCAAUGGGCGUAAUGGCAACUACAAAGAUCCCUAUGCGAAUGAUCAGGACUGGGUAUUGGCGCACUUGUUGCAGAUUGAAGAGGAUAAUGCGUACAAAGAGGAGUGA